AAAGAAAACAUGGAUUUGAUCAUCUUUACAAGAAAAAGGUUGGGAAACAGAAUAAUUUUACAAAUAGAGGGUUCUCGCAAUUCAUUUAUAGUUGAAAAUGUACAGAAAACCCUUUUUUUUUUCUAGUCACUCUUUUUGAUUGUGUUGCAUGAGAUUAUUUUAUUUGUUCGAGGGUAGAUUAAUCUGGAUCUCGUAAUUAGCAACCUUUUAGUGCCUAGGUUUGAAUUCUUCUGCUCAUAAAGGGAUUACCCUUGGGCUGUGAAAGGAGAGAUGUACAAACAGUCUAAUGAAGAACAGGGUGUAAGUAACAGGAAGGUUAGAAACUGUGAUGCUGCAGAGAGCAGUUUUCAAAGCAUGAAUGUUGAUGAUGUGGAUCCAUCUGGGUGUUCAUCAUUCCAAUUAAGAAAUCUGAGUUGCUGCUCAUUGGUUUGUAAACCAAGUGCUCCUAAGACAGCCAACAGAUACUUCAUGCUUCAUAAAGUAACUCAGUCCUGGCCUUCCCCUGCCUUGAGUUUUGUGGAGAGAGUGCCCCAGGAUGCACAAAGUUCUCAUGUUACAGUUUUUAAUUCAGGUGAUGGAUCCUCAAAAUCAGAUAACGAGUCAACCUCGUCUAAGAGCAUGCGGGAUGUUCAUAUUUCAAUGCGGUUGAUGGAGGACUUUCUAGAUCUUGCUAAAGAAAAUACAGAAAAGGAUUUGGAAACUUGUGGUAUACUUGGUGCCUAUCUUGAGAAGGGAACCCUCUAUAUGACUACUCUGAUUAUACCAAAGCAGGAAUCUGCUUCCAAUUCUUGUCAAGCUACGAAUGAGGAGGAAGUUUUCAAAAUUCUAAAUGAAAGAACCCUUUAUCCUGUAGGAUGGAUUCAUACACAUCCUUCUCAAAGUUGUUUCAUGUCAUCUGUGGAUCUUCACACUCAAUAUUCCUACCAGAUGAUGAUUCCUGAGGCAUUUGCCAUUGUCUUGGCACCAAAUGAUAAAUUAAGGAGCUGUGGAUUAUUUCGUAUAGCCGACCCUGAAGGAAUGAAUAUUCUGAAAAAUUGCCAGGAGACAGGAUUUCAUCCACACAAAGAACCAGAUAAUGGCAACCCUGUGUAUGAGCACUGCUCCAAUGUGUACAGAAACUCUAAUCUAAGGUUUGAAAUCUUUGAUUUGCGAUUAAAUUGACAUUGAAUACAACACUGUAUAAUAUGACAGAUUCAAGUGUUCUGAAAGAACAACACUGUAUAAUAUAACAG
This is a messenger RNA of Vigna umbellata (rice bean), 1232 nucleotides long. Lineage: Eukaryota; Viridiplantae; Streptophyta; Magnoliopsida; Fabales; Fabaceae. The record is from RefSeq and is a predicted model, not a curated record.